AUGAAGUUAAGGCAAGAUAGGUGGUACUUUUGGGACAGAAAAGUGCACGUAGAGGAAACCCAGGUCUUGUGUGUGAAGGUUGAUUAUCUCCAAGUUGAAGUCACUAUGCAAGAUUGCAUGAAGGGAAAGGAGCUCCUUAGCUUUUUGAGAAUGUUUAAGUAUGGUGUUGAUGAGAAUAUUGAAGAGGGAGAGUUAAGAUUGGAAACUUCUAAUGAGACCUUAACCUUACAUGUUGGAAAACUUGCGGUGGUGGGGCAGGUCAAGCAGUCUCUUAUCUUGGAAUUGAUUCUAUUCUAUGAUAUGCUGCAAAUUGCAUCAAUUAACUAA
Messenger RNA from Sphenostylis stenocarpa, 327 nucleotides. NCBI's taxonomy places the organism in Eukaryota, Viridiplantae, Streptophyta, Magnoliopsida, Fabales, Fabaceae. The record is from the annotation of a GenBank genome assembly.